UAUGGAAACUGAAGCUGGGGACACAUUUCCUCUUCGCUACUCUUUAUUUCCCCAUGUUCCUCCGUAUAUCAGAAUACUUCCUCAUGGCCAAGUUUACAAUCCCUCUCUACCAAAGGAGCUAGCACAGUUUACAUGGAACGCUCCUUCUGGAAUCAGCCCCGUCAUAGAGAAUACGGUUACACAAGCGGGGUUUACACUAAUACAGGGUCAGAUUCGAAGAAAAGAAGAUCAGCAAACUGGAGCUAUCUGGGAUUGUCUUCCUGUCACUGAAAAGUCUAAAGAUGAAAUCAAUUUCGGAGAUCUUAAUGAAGAAGUAAAAAUAAAUCAGUUUCCUGGACUUUUUAUUUUGGGAAGAAAGGAUAAUCUUUGGCUGUGUUACGAAAUUAUGAAAAAUAAGUUUGGACCAGAGCAUUUUAAUUUUCUUCCAACAACAUAUAUACUACCGAGAGACAAGGAUCUGCUUACUAGUGAGAUGAAGAAAAAAAGAAAAGCGUGGAUAGUGAAACCUCCAAACUGGUUUUGUGGAAUAGGAAUUAGUCUCAUUGAUGAUAUAAAAGAAAUUCCUGAUAAGAAAUCGUCUAUGUGCGUCCAGGAAUAUAUUGAUCGACCGCUCCUUAUCAAAGGAUUGAAAUUUGAUCUUCGAUUGUAUGUUCUUCUCACAAGCAUAGACCCUAUCAGGAUCUACAUUUAUGAGGAUGGUUUAGUAAGGUUUGCGACAAAGGCUUACAGUAACAGUCCUGAUGAAAUAAAAAAUAAUUUUAUUCAUCUCACAAACUUCAGUGUUAACAAGAAUAACGAGGAGUUUGUUUACAACGAAAACCCAGGGGAUUAUGAAGGACACAAAUGGAAUCUAAAAACCCUUUGGAAAUAUUUUGAUGAAGAAAUAAAAAUUCCUUGGAAACCAAUCUGGGAGGAUAUCAAGGAUAUAUGCACGAAGACUGUACUCUGCGGACAUGAGCAUAUGAGCAAAGCGUUUAAUAAAACAAUAAAAUCAGAUUAUAAUUGUUACAAACUUUUUGGAUUUGAUGUUUUUAUUGACGCUGAUCUCAAACCUUGGAUAAUAGAGGUAAACAACAUCCCUUCCCUUCACACGAACACAAUCGACUCCUUCGUCAACUAUCCGAUGGCCGCCGAAAUGUUGAAUAUUGUCGGGUUUCACAUACCUAAGGUGCUAGGCAAUAAGAGCUACAAGGCAGUUGCUGAGAAACUGGGCCUUGAACUGCCUUCCUCAUGCUUUGGCUUCAAUCCUAAGCUUUAUACAAGGCUUAAAACUGAUAGAGAAAAUGAGAAAAGAAACCAGUAUAUCUCUGAAGAUCUGAGUAGAGAAGAAUAUUGUGAGAACAUUCUACAAGAUCUUUUACCUUCCGACCUAAGAAUAUUGAUAAACAGUGAAGAUGAAUUGUCACAAACAUUCCAAUGGACGAGAACAUUUCCGAGUAUAAAGAAUUCUGAUUAUUUGAAUUAUUUGUACACUCCCUGUUACUCUGAUCGACUGCUUGAUGCUUGGGAAGCUAAGUAUGGAGGAUCUAAACAAACAAGGACGGAAGGAAUCCAGAUUAUUCGAGAACUGUGCGCAAACAAGGAACACCUAGAGGCCCCUCAAGUCGGAUUGCGUUCAAGCCGAACUAGUCGAUACGAUUUCACUCCGACAAAGGCUAAAUUUCGACCCAAUUCGCAAUUCUUUGAUUUUGCAUGAGUGUGAUAAACCUCAAGAUGUACAGAUCAAAGUAUUUCUCUGUUAAAUUUAUCGGAAUUUAUUUAUAGAAAAGUAUUUCUCUGUUAAAUUUAUCGGAAUUUAUUUAUGAAAAAGUAUUUUAAGUUUGACCCCAAUUAUCAAAAGUUUUUUUGGGGCUUUUUCUUUAUGAUUAUGGUGUAAAAAGAGAGUGAUCUAGAGAAAUUUUUAAACUUUAAAUUGGUGUGAUCAGCU
Eurytemora carolleeae is the source of this 1927-nucleotide messenger RNA. Its product is annotated as tubulin polyglutamylase TTLL4. Bases 2 to 1696 code for a protein of 564 amino acids. NCBI's taxonomy places the organism in Eukaryota, Metazoa, Arthropoda, Copepoda, Calanoida, Temoridae. The record is from RefSeq and is a predicted model, not a curated record. Gene Ontology annotation, molecular function: tubulin-glutamic acid ligase activity; tubulin binding. Gene Ontology annotation, cellular component: cilium. The transcript has 21 exons. Gene Ontology annotation, biological process: microtubule cytoskeleton organization; protein polyglutamylation.